AUGCAGACUGCUUCUACAAACAUUUGUGAAAGACUGUGCAAUAAGUCCAUCCGUGACAUUUCCUUUCUACUAAAUAUUCCACAGUCAACUGAGGUGGUAUUAUAACAAAGUGGAAGCAACUGGGAACAACAGCAACUCAGCCACGAAAUGACAGAGCAGGGUCAGUGCAUGCUGAAGCUCACAGUGCGCAGAACUCACCAACUGUCUGCAGAGUCAAUAGCUAAAGACCUCCAAACUUCAUAUGGCCUUCAGAUUAGCACAAUAACAGUGUGUAGAGAGCUUCUUGGAAUGGGUUUCCAUGGCCAAGCAGCUGCAUCCAAGUCUUACAUCACCAAGUGCAAAGCAAAGCGUCCAAUGCAGUGGUGUAAAGCACACUGCCACUGGACUCUA
Staurois parvus is the source of this 390-nucleotide messenger RNA. The record is from the annotation of a GenBank genome assembly. Lineage: Eukaryota; Metazoa; Chordata; Amphibia; Anura; Ranidae.